Messenger RNA from Biomphalaria glabrata, 1920 nucleotides. Its product is annotated as actin-related protein 2/3 complex subunit 4. The record is from RefSeq and is a predicted model, not a curated record. Gene Ontology annotation, molecular function: actin filament binding. Lineage: Eukaryota; Metazoa; Mollusca; Gastropoda; Planorbidae. Gene Ontology annotation, biological process: actin filament polymerization; Arp2/3 complex-mediated actin nucleation. Bases 16 to 600 code for a protein of 194 amino acids. Gene Ontology annotation, cellular component: Arp2/3 protein complex; actin cytoskeleton. The transcript has 6 exons.
UCAGCGGUAACGACUAUGGUUCAUCUCGUAGAACACUUCUUCAUCUGGCUGUGGAACCUUAUUUUGGAGAGACACUCCCAUCCACAUAUAUCACAGGCUGCCACUCUGAAGCCUUAUUUAAAUGCUAUUAGAGAAACUCUUAAUGCAGCCAUUUGUCUUCAGAACUUUGAUUCACAGAAUGUUGAGAGACACAACAAGCCAGAAGUGGAAGUAAAAAGCAAUAAAGAGCUACUUUUAACCCCAAUAGUCAUCAGUCGAAAUGAAAGAGAAAAAGUAUUAAUAGAAGGCAGCAUCAACUCUUUACGAAUCAGCAUAGCAAUUAAACAGGCUGAUGAGAUAGAGAGAAUUUUAUGUCACAAGUUCACACGAUUCAUGAUGAUGAGAGCUGAAAAUUUUGCUAUCUUAAGACGAAAACAAGUUGAAGGAUAUGACAUCAGCUUCUUGAUCACCAACUUCCACACAGAACAGAUGUACAAGCAUAAACUUGUGGACUUUAUCAUUCACUUCAUGGAGGAAAUAGACAAAGAAAUUAAUUUCCUCAAGCUGGCUGUCAACUCUAGAGCCAGAAUAAGUGCUGAAGAAUUUCUGAAAAAUUUCUAACACAUUCCAGUUUAGUUUCUAUUAUUCAGGAUGAUGGAUUGGUGCUGUAUUUCUCCUUGAGUUCAAUAGUUCUACCAUGUGCAAGUGUAACAGCAGGUCUGAGGAAACAUUCACAGCCUUACUAUGAUAGAAGUAUCUGCUGCUAUUUUUCUUGACACCACUGUAUUACUGUCAUUCUAGAAUGGAAGUGAUGAUGAAGAAUAUUUGUGAUACUUUUCCUUUUGACUAUCAACGACUCAUUAUUUUUCUUGUCUGCCUGCAAUGUAAUCCUAUUUUUAGUUGGUGGUAUGUAGGCAUUGAGGAAACAUGGAUAUAAUACUUGCUGGUCAUAAAUACAUUUGGUUUUGAUAAGUGAGGUCCAGUUUUUAUCAAUUUAUUUUCAGUUUAUUUGAUUCUUUUAAGAAAAAAUGUGUAGUUAAAAAAUAAAGAUCAUCAAAUAAGUUUUAAACAUUAAAUUGAACAUUUAGAUUUAAACCAUAGAAGUGCUAUCCUAAUUUUGACUUAUAUCAAGGAUAUGUACAACAAUGGAAUCUGUUUUUAUGCAAUCAUGGGUUAAUGUGUGACUACCAUUGUUAUAAUUAGAGGCAUACAAGAUGAAAUGUAGAGUCGUAUCUGUGGGUCUCUUCCAGGUGGAAAGUAGUUUUAAAUUUUAGCUUUUUUUUUUCCUUUAUAUUUUUAGCAUAUCUUUUUUUUAAUCCUAUUUAUUUUAGUUUGUUUUUGCUAGCAAAUGAAAACAAAAAAAUCUCUCUAGCUUGCAUGAUAAGCUUACCAGUAUCAGUUAUCAAUACUACAGGUGUUCUAUGAUGUAAACAUUAAUAGAAGCCUAACCUAAGAAGUGACUGUUUUAUUUUGGGCACAAGUGUGUAUUGAGUGUUUUAUACUUAAUUUAAAAGAACAUUAGCAACAUAAAUUAUUCUGUACAUAAUUAUAUCAGUGCAUAGUGUUUUUUUCCCCCCUCAUUUGUUAGGAAUUUAAAUGUAGUGUAAAAGUUCUUGUUGGUAUUUGCCACACUGCUGUUCAGAAAUUGUUAUUUGUUUAGGUCGGAUGUUUCCAGUGUGACACUAGCCAUCAUAUUCUUUCAAUUUCAGACUUGGCGGCAUUUCUUUCACAUUAAAAUAUUUUUUUUAUUUUAAUUAUUUUCCAACAAUACAAUUAGAUAUUACAUAUAAGUAUUGUAUGACUGUUACUUUUUAAUAUAUGUUAUGUAAAUGUUUCACUUGUCAGAAAUGAUUUUGUUGAUAAUUGGUGUAUGAAAGAGGCCUGUAAAUGUUCUAUUAAUAUUAAACUCCAUUUAUUAUAUACAUAUAUAAAACAAAACAA